Molecule: messenger RNA, 6327 nt
Organism: Nymphalis io (European peacock)
Lineage: Eukaryota; Metazoa; Arthropoda; Insecta; Lepidoptera; Nymphalidae
Product: multidrug resistance protein homolog 49-like
Exons: 24
Coding region: 224-4240 (1338 amino acids)
Biological process (GO): transmembrane transport
Cellular component (GO): membrane
Molecular function (GO): ATP hydrolysis activity; ABC-type transporter activity; ATP binding
Source: RefSeq, a predicted model, not a curated record
ACCACCCAGUAUGCUGCCAACAUCUGCGCAGGGUUGACGUCCUGCGCCCGUCGCCAUAUUGCUUCGAUUUUCCCGCGUUUCCAUCAUUUUCAUCCGCUUCAAGUUUAGAAAUAAUUAGAGUCCUUAUGAAGGAAGUAAAUUUAGAUCUUCUUUGGGAGCUUACAAAAAAUCGGUGUUUUCAGGAUAAUAAUUUUUACAGAAUACUAGAACGGUUAACCCGAGAAUGAAACGCAAUGAGUCGUCUAGAAGCGUCACGUCAAGGUUCUCGAGUCGCCGAGGCUCGCAGCGGCCGGCGCUGACCCUCAGCUUUCGCCAAAAUUCACUUACCAUCAGCUCGCUUGCUCAGCAGUCUGCUUUUCUAGCGGAAAAAGCGCUUAAGGCAGAAGGAGCGGAUCCUAAUAUUCAAACGGACGCAGUUUCUUGGUUUAGUCUAUUUAGAUUUGCUAAGCCAUGGGAGUUCUUUCUACUGUUCCUGGGUGUGAUAUUCGCGUCGCUGAACGGUCUCUUCGUGCCGGUCGGUGUAAUCAUAUACGGCGAAUUUACAUCGCUAUUGAUAGACCGAACCGUUAUGAAUGGAACUUCUACGCCAACGCUCACAAUUGCGUGGUUUGGCGGAGGCAGGAUACUUACAAACGCAAGUCGGGAGGAGAAUCGUCAAGCCCUGAUCGAAGACUCGCAGGCUUUCGGCAUCGGUUGCACGGUUUUCUCCGUACUGCAGUUCCUUGUGGGAGUGAUCAGUGUCGACCUUUUUAAUUAUGCUGCACUUAAACAGAUCGACAGGGUUAAGGAGAAGUUUUUACAAGCGGUACUUCGACAAGAUAUCACGUGGUAUGACCUCAACACUUCAAUGAACUUCGCAACUAAAGUUUCAGACGAUGUAGAAAAAUAUCGCGAAGGCAUCGGUGAGAAGAUACCGAUGCUGAUUUAUCUCGUGAUGUCGUUUGUUACCGCGGUUAUCAUAUCGUGCGCGUACGGCUGGGAGCUGACACUUGUCAUACUGUCCUGCGCGCCGAUCAUCAUCGCCACCACCGCUAUUGUGGCUAAGGUUCAAUCGUCGCUGACGUCACAAGAGUUGAAAGCGUACAGCGUGGCCGGCGUCAUCGCGGAGGAAGUUCUCGCGUCCAUCCGCACCGUGGUCGCCUUCGGGGGGGAGGAAAAAGAGAUAGAAAGAUAUCAAAAACGUCUUGAUCCAGCUAAGAAGACCGGUGUAAAGAAGGGGGUGUAUUCGGGUAUUGGUAGUGGCUUCAUGUGGCUUAUAAUCUACGCCACAUACGCGUUGGCGUUUUGGUACGGUGUCGGAUUGAUCUUGGACAGUCGACACGAAGAGGAACCGGUGUAUACACCAGCUGUCCUGAUGAUUAUAUUCUUCAGCGUCCUCCAAGGAGCACAGAACGUAGGUCUGACGGCGCCACAUCUCGAGGCAAUUGCAAGCGCCCGGGCUUCAGCAGGAGCGAUCUUCUCUGUGCUUGAUAGGAAACCAACCAUAGAUAGCCUGUCGACUGAAGGCAGUAAACCGGUACUGGAAGGAGAUAUGGAGCUGAAGAAUGUGUUUUUUAGGUAUCCAGCUCGACCUGAUGUACAGGUCCUAAAUGGACUCAACCUGAAGAUAAAUCGUAACGAAACGAUAGCACUUGUCGGGGCGAGCGGUAGCGGAAAGUCCACAGUACUACAGCUGUUGCAAAGGAUGUACGACCCAGACAUGGGAUCCGUGACCGCAUCAGAUAAUGAUCUGAGAGAUAUCAAUGUACGUCAUUACCGGGGUCACAUCGCCGUCGUUGGCCAAGAACCUGUCUUAUUCGCUGGUUCUAUUAAGGAGAAUAUACGAAUGAGCAACCCUACUUGCACGGAUGAAGAAAUCGUCAUAGCGUCGAAGCAAGCGUACUGUCACGGCUUCAUCAGACAUUUGCCAAAUGGAUAUGACACUAUGAUUGGUGAAAGAGGUGCUCAACUAUCUGGCGGACAGAAACAGCGAAUCGCAAUAGCUAGAGCUUUGGUGCGGAAACCAAAAAUCCUCAUCCUCGACGAGGCCACUUCAGCUCUUGACUCUCAAAGCGAAGCCAAAGUUCAGAGAGCUUUGGAUGCGGCUGCGUAUGGUAGAACCACCAUCAUGGUGAGCCACAGAUUAGCAACGGUGUUAAAUGCGAACCGGAUCGUGUUCAUUGAAAAGGGUGAGGUGGUAGAAGAAGGUACUCACGAAGAGCUUCUGAAUCUAAGAGGUCGAUACUAUCAAUUGGUACUGGAAAACGAGCCGAGCAUCGCACCUGAUGGGAACACAGAUACCCAAAAAACUAACUUUGAUCCAACCACAGAUGCUAAGAUGAGAAGAUCGAAACUUCAAAAAAUGGUUUCCCUUGAUUCGAUGAAGAGUAACUCUAUGGAAGAAGAGGAUUCAGGUUCAGAAGAUAGCGUGGUGAUAGAAGAUAAGGAGGAAAAGGAGUUUGAGCCGACAACAUGGCAAAUCUUGAAAUUAUGUGAACCUGAAAAACAUCUAAUGGCCAUUGGAAUCAUCGCUGCUAUUGCUGUGGGAUCUUCGUUUCCAUGUUUUGCUAUACUCUUCGGUGAAACUUAUGGUCUUUUAGAAAGUAAGGAUGAAGACUACGUCCGUCGCGGUACAAACAUCAUUGCUAUACUUUUCUUAUUAGUUGGAGUUUACACUGGCAUCGGAAUUUUCUUCCAAAUCUUUGUUUUCAACAUCACGGGCGUAAGACUCACGGCUAGACUGAGGGUAGCUGCAUUUCGAGCGAUGCUACAACAGGAGAUUGGUUGGUUUGAUAAUCCACUGAACGGCGUCGGGGCGCUCUGUGCGAGGCUCGCCUCAGACGCUGCAGCCGUCCAAGGUGCAACUGGUACCCGAAUCGGUGCGCUCAUGCAAGCAUCAGCCACCAUCCUCAUCGGUAUCAUGGUGUCCAUGUACUACACGUGGCGUAUGACGCUAGUGUCCUUGAUAUCAGUGCCAAUGGUCAUAAUAGCGGUCGUGCUGGAAGGCCGAGUGCUGGCCGAGGGCAUCGCAACAAUACGGGAAGCGUCAAACAAAGCGACCACAAUAGCGACGGAGGCCAUCACCAACAUUAGAACCGUGUCGGCGUUUUGCGGCGAGGAGGGCGCGCUGGCGCGGUACCGCGCGGCGGGGGGCGGCGCGCGGCGGGCGGCGCGCAGCAGCCUGCGCUGGCGCGGCGCCGUGUUCGCGUUCGGGCAGACGGCGCCCGUGGCCGGCUACGCGCUGUCGCUGUGGUACGGCGGCGUGCUGGUGGCCGACCGCCAGGUGCCCUACAAGGACGUCAUCAAAGUGUCCGAGGCGCUGAUAUUCGGCGCGUGGAUGAUGGGCCAAGCGCUGGCGUUCGCGCCGAACUUCGGCGCGGCCGUGCUGGCGGCGGGGCGCGUCAUGACGCUGCUCGCGCGCCGCCCGCUCGUCGAGAGCACGCACGCGCCCUCCGUGCCCGACGCCUACGUAGCAGAUGGCAAAAUCCAUUACAAGAACAUAAAAUUCCGCUACCCGACGCGGCGCGAGGUGCAAGUGCUGCGCGGCCUCUCGCUGCUCAUCCCGUGCGGGAAGCGCGUGGCGCUGGUCGGGCCCAGCGGCUGCGGGAAGUCUACCCUCAUACAGCUUCUGCAACGGCUGUACGACCCGGACGACGGUUAUGUGUAUCUAGACGAUCACAGUAUCGUCGGCGACAUGCGGCUGUCGACUCUCCGUCGCAACCUCAGCAUCGUGUCGCAGGAGCCGGUGCUGUUCGACCGCACCAUCGCCGAGAACAUCGCAUACGGAGACAACACCAGGAACGUUCCGAUAGAGGAGAUCGUCAUCGCCGCGAAGGCCGCAAACGUUCAUUCGUUUAUCGCCGCCUUGCCCGAUGGCUACUCGACGCGCAUCGGGCAGCGCGCGUCGCAGCUGUCGGGCGGACAGAAGCAGCGCAUCGCCAUCGCGCGCGCGCUCGUGCGCGACCCGCGCGUGCUGCUGCUGGACGAGGCCACCUCCGCGCUCGACACGCACAGCGAGCGGGUGGUCCAAGAAGCUUUGGACAGAGCGAGUGAAGGCAGGACGUGUCUCAUUAUCGCCCAUCGCCUCGCGACCAUACAGAACGCUGACGUCAUCUGCGUCAUAGACCAGGGAGUGGUCGCGGAAAUGGGCACCCACAAGGAACUCAUCGCUCUGAAGAAAAUCUACGCAAGGUUGUACGAGUUACAGUGCGGCUUCAUUGAGGAAAGUGAGGAAAAUUUGGCAAACGAAGAAAAUCCUUAAGCAUGUCGACUAUAUUUUAACAAGAAAAAAAAUUACUGCUGCAGGCUAGUUUUCAAACAGAUAAGCAAUCGUGUUCAAACUGAAACAUCUGUAACGCUAUCAGGUAGGUACCUCAAUAGUUUGACUUUUAUCUGAAUGGUCAUUGGUCGUUAGCAACCAUUGACGCAAUAAGCGACCAAUUAGCGUCCAGUAUUUAGUCAAGUUCAACCAUCUGGCUUUGUUCAGCGUUUCAGAGUCAGUAAGUGAAACUUUUAAGUUAUGUACGAUUUACUAAGCAUAUAUAAUUAUGAUUAUAUUUUAAUUUGCCAAUCGUCUUAAACAUGCCAAUUUUGUGAUGAAUACCAUAUUGCUUGUCACUGGUGUUUUACAACUACUCUGCAAGUUUGGUAAUAAUUAAAUUAAUUAUUGUUAAAAAUUUAAUGCCUUUAAUGAGUAAGCAAAGCUGGAUUCAGAAGAGGAUGACGGUGCCUUGUAUUAAAUAAAAGCGACCUAUGGACAGAUCGAUUUUAUGUAAAUAACAUUCUGAAAUUGUUAUGCCAUGGUUUAAAUAUUAGAUAGACCUUCUUCGUUGUUGCACGUCAUCCAUUUUUAAAUCCGGUUUUGCAUAUAAGUGUAAAACGACAUUGUAAAAAGUUAUUAUUCAAUAAAUUGUUAUAUAAGUGUAUAGUGUAGUUAGACAUACAUAAUUACUUGAUUUUUUUCUAGUCACUUUCUUAAUAUUAGUAAUUACUUAGCUCUUAGAAGACAUUUUGUAUAAUAAAUAUAUAAAUUUUAUUGAAUUACCUAAAUAUUAACAAUAAUUUUAUUGAAUUGAUUUGCGUGAAAACACAAUGUACAAAUAAUGCCUUAAAAUUUGUUAUUGCGAUAAAAAAAUAUUCUCUAAUAUUCCGUUGCUUACUUGAAUAAUAAUAACUAUGAAUACAUUUUAUACAAAUGCAUGUUUUUACAAAAAACUAAUUUAAAAAUGUUUAUAUUUUUUUUUGUUUCAUAUAGAUUAAAAAUGUUAUUAAAUAUAUAAUAAUUUCAGAUACACAGGUAUCUCACAUGAUUUACUUAAUUACAAUUCUAGUAAUUAAUAAACUUCAAUAGUUAAUACUAAACAUUCCCUUCCUAUUUCUCGUACCUAAAAUCCUUCACAUUCCUUUAGUAAAAGACGUUACCCUUAAGUGAAAUUUAAAAGACCUUAUAUUUAAAAAAAAAGUAUUAAAAUCCAAUCAAUUGUCAUAAUUGUGUGGUAAGAUUAAAAAUGCCUAUAUUAUUUUUUGAUCUUUAAAUUGAAAUAAUAUUCUCCAUCAUGUCAUCAACAGAUAACCUAAAAGCCCAGAUAAAAUUAAAUUCCAUUUUCCCGCCUUUUUGGUUACAAUGUUAAAGCUUCUCCUCAUUCCCGCACGAUUCAUUAAAAAGUUAUGUAUUGUAGUAAGAGUUGCUGAUAAACCAAAAAAAUAAAGAAAAAUUCGCGCGCAAGGCGCGACCCUAUCAAGUGCCAUGAUUGGUGAACAGUGUCAUAUAUUAUAUACUUUACGGCAAACGCCGUGGUCGCGCUUUGUUGCUUUAUAUUUGUCGGCUUUUUGCUCUGCGAAGGGAACACAAACAUUUGCGUGAGUUGAACACUCUUGCAGCGAUAUUAUGUGUGUGUGAAUGUGGAGAGGCCUUUAAAACUUAUAUCAACUUAAGUUUUAAAAAACGUACGAUAUAAUAUAAGGAUUCUCGUAUUCUUGAAGUCGGAUAAUAAUACCUAAAAUUGUAAAGACAAUUAUUUUAAAAAAAAUAUACAGGUAAGUAUAAUAGUCAUUGUUAAUUUUAGCUGAAUUGUGCCUUUAUACAAAUCAUGUGACUUUGAUGCCUCAUAUAAUUUGCCUAGGUGUUUAAGCUAAUAAUUAGUAUACUGCGUGAUUAAAAAAAAUCUAUCUAAAUCGCUUUAAUAUUUCUAGCAUUUUUAGCAUUAGGAUGUGAAUACAAAAGCUCAAUAAAUAAUUGUGAUUACGAAAUAUUUUGAUGAAAUCAGGACGCCUGUAUAACUGUAUUGUACGUUUAACGUAUUAGACAACUUGUAUUAGUAGGAUUAUAUUCGAAAUAAAUUGUGGAAU